AUGUCCGCCCAACUGUCGUUGCUCGCCAAACUGUCGUUGCUCGCCAAACUGUCGUUGCUCGCCAAACUGCCGUUGCUCGCCAAACUGCCGUUGCUCGCCAAACUGCCGUUGCUCGCCAAACUGCCGUUGCUCGCCAAACUGCCGUUGCUCGCCAAACUGCCGUUGCUCGCCAAACUGCCGUUGCUCGCCAAACUGCCGUUGCUCGCCAAACUGCCGUUGCUCGCCAAACUGCCGUUGCUCGCCAAACUGCCGUUGCUCGCCAAACUGCCGUUGCUCGCCAAACUGCCGUUGCUCGCCAAACUGCCGUUGCUCGCCAAACUGCCGUUGCUCGCCAAACUGCCGUUGCUCGCCAAACUGCCGUUGCUCGCCAAACUGCCGUUGCUCGCCAAACUGCCGUUGCUCGCCAAACUGCCGUUGCUCGCCAAACUGUCGUUGGUGCUCUGUGGUGUUCGCCAUUCCACAAGGUCUUGA
This is a messenger RNA of Schistocerca gregaria, 471 nucleotides long. RefSeq lists its product as uncharacterized. Lineage: Eukaryota; Metazoa; Arthropoda; Insecta; Orthoptera; Acrididae. The record is from RefSeq and is a predicted model, not a curated record. The transcript has a single exon. The coding region runs from base 1 to 471 and encodes 156 amino acids.